Molecule: messenger RNA, 1947 nt
Organism: Caenorhabditis elegans
Lineage: Eukaryota; Metazoa; Nematoda; Chromadorea; Rhabditida; Rhabditidae
Gene: Y77E11A.7
Product: Dynein heavy chain
Exons: 8
Coding region: 3-1865 (620 amino acids)
Source: RefSeq, marked reviewed
AAAUGGAGACGAGAAAAGUUCGUACACCGUCCGCAAAGCUGCUCGCCGCCAAACAAGAUGAAGUCUUCGAAAAAGUUAUUCCUACAGCUCAACUCACACCGAAAUCUACAAUUUCUGCACAAAUGGCAAAAGUCCCAGAAUCCACGACACCAGAGCCACUUUCAGUCGACCAGGAGCGAGAUAUGACCCCAGGCGAGCACGAGCUCCAAGUUCACCAGAAACACCACCAAAGCCCGAUUUUAGAGGAGGAAAUCGAUGUUUCCAACACUGAAAUCGACGCGUCAGUGCUCGACGAUCACAUGGACACUCAAACAAUGGAAAUUGAAAUGGAAAUGGCUUUGAAACGCGAGAAAAUCGACGCUCAAAUGGUCUUAAACAGUGAUUUUUCGGUUGCAAAUGAGGUUACAAUAUCAUCAAUGAAAUAUCAAGGGCGUCCGACUCCGACUAGAAAGGUACCGUAUCAAAAUGAAGACGAACACCUCGUCACCACAAUGCAGCGUGUCGCCGCAGCCACCUCAUUCACCGGAGAAACUCUCAAUCUCAAAUCUUCGGAUCUCUCAAUUCCCAACAAAGCUGCCCAUUUCCUUUAUUUCCGUUGCUACGAAGAACAUGAAGUUCAGAAAGAAUUCCCGUUGACAAUCGAUGAAACACGUAAAGGGCCUCAGAAUUUCCUUGUUGAACCCCGUCACGGACUAAAAAAUACCGAUUAUUAUAUUGAUAGUUAUUUGUGGAAUCGUGGCAAAUCGACGAGCUCGAAGAAGAAAAUUUUUGUGGAAAUAGAGGGAAAUCAUGUGAAAACGUCGAGAAGAACUGCCGAAACUGCACAUUAUGUGUUGAAUUGGUAUUAUUCGAAUAUGGAGAAUAGAAUUUGCAAAAAGGUGUGUUGGUUGGAGAGUCUUGUGGAUAAUAGUCGAGCAUCACCUGUAUUGGUACAGUAUCACGUGAAUUACCUAUCGGAUAACCCAAUUGAGCUCCGAAAGACGCCCAAACUGUACAGUGACACACGUUCAGUGGCUCAGGAAUUGCUGAGAAGUGAUUCACCACUGCAAACUGUACAGAGAUUUGUGGAAACGGGAGAAACCGAUCCACGGGAGAUUAUCAAUAAGAAACAGGCCUAUGAAAUGCGUCGAUAUGUGAUGGCGAAUGCCCGUAAACGUAUGCAUCGAAGAAUGGACGACAAUGGUGUCUAUUAUGACGAUGAAAUGUUUGAAGAAGUCUAUUAUAAUGAGCCCGACUCGUUGCUCAAUCCACCACGUCACAACGGCGGAGAUGCGGCUAGAGUCGCUCAAAUGGUUUGCCGCCAAAUGGGUCGCCGCAUCGAAAAUCGCAUAGCCUCAAUGCUCGACAGUCGCCUAGGACCACCGAAAAAUCACGCGGAAAUGCUAACCGAAUGGAUGAAUACCCUAAUGGGAUCAACUUCCGAAGACUAUGAUAUUGUCAUUCAUAACGUUGUGAAUUCGAUGAAAAAGCAGCUCGACGAGAUGCUCGGCGAGCCGCCCCAACACCACACUGAAUAUAUGGAUGAAGCCGGUGGUCCAUCAUCGACUAGUUCGAUGAAACGUAUGAAAAUGAUGAAUUCGCAUGGAGCAGCAGAGGAUGAUGAGGAUGAUGAUGAUGGGGGGCAUCAUCAUGUUGUUGGAAAUUCUGGAAAACCCAGAUUUGAAGGUGAACGCUACAUUUUCGACGGCGAAGAGUACGUGGAGGAGGAGGUGAUCGCUGAGGAGCUCACUGAAGUGCCGGCGAGCUCGGCGAACGGAGAGCAAUCGGACGAUGUGAAAUACAAUGAGAGAGGAGCCCAGGCAGCCGCCUUUUUCUUCCGUCAAGCUACUGAAGGAGUUGCUCAUGUGGAGACUGUUGAUCAAUAAAUUUUCUCGUUUUUUCACUGAUUUUUGCGAUGAUUUUUCGGGAAAAAAAACGUCAUUUUUUGGCUUAACAUCGUCAUUCCCC